Chiloscyllium plagiosum (whitespotted bambooshark) is the source of this 1719-nucleotide messenger RNA. The record is from RefSeq and is a predicted model, not a curated record. NCBI's taxonomy places the organism in Eukaryota, Metazoa, Chordata, Chondrichthyes, Orectolobiformes, Hemiscylliidae.
UGGUAACCAGGGCCGGUUAUCGGAGCAGGAGGACGUGGUAACCAGGGCCGGUUAUCGGAGCAGGAGGACGUGGUAACCAGGGCCGGUUAUCGGAGCAGGAGGACGUGGUAACCAGGGCCGGUUAUCGGAGCAGGAGGACGUGGUAACCAGGGCCGUUUAUCGGAGCAGGAGGACGUGGUAACCAGGGCCGGUUAUCGGAGCAGGAGGACGUGGUAACCAGGGCCGGUUAUCGCAGCAGGAGGACGUGGUAACUGUGCCAGGCUAUCAGAGCAGGAGGACGCCAGCCUGUGGCAGGGAGGCUGUCAAGUUAUGGCUGUGGAGCUGGAUGUCUUUGUGGGGAAUACGACGCUGAUCGAUAAGGACGUAUAUCAGCUCUGGCUGGACGGGUACUCAGUGAGCGAUGCUGUCAGCAUUCGGAUCCAGAGCGGUAUCUUGGAGCAGGCGGGUGCCACGCCUGACGUGCUGGAGAGUGACACCAUGGACCACUAUCGGGCCUUCCAGAUGUUAGAGCGCCUGCUGCACAGCCCCCCCAAACUGAUCAACCAGCUCCUCUUCCAGAUCCCACCGCCCAUGCAGGCCAUGCUCAGCGAAAAGUACUACACCUUUGAUGAGCCGUUUGUGCGGGAGGUUCUGGGUAAGAAACUGUCCAAGGGGACCAAGAAAGAUCUGGAUGAUGUCAGCGCAAAGACAGGGAUCACUCUGAAGAGCUGUCGGAGACAGUUCGAUAACUUCAAGCGCGUGUUUAAGGUGGUCGAGGAGAUGAAGGGCCCACUGGUGGAAAACAUUCAACAGAACUUCCUGCUUUCAGACAGGCUGGCCAGAGAUUACGCUGCCGUUGUCUUUUUCGCCAACAACCGGUUUGAGACCGGCAAGAAGAAACUGCAGUACCUGACGUUCGAGGACUUUGCCUGCUGUGCUGAGCAGCUCAUUCAGAACUGGACGCUCGGAGCUGUGGACAGUAUGGUUGAUGAUAUGGACGUUGACCUGGACAGAGAGUUCCUGCAGGACCUGAAAGAUCUCAAGGUCCUCAUCACUGAUAAGGAUCUCCUGGAUCAACACAAAAGCCUGGUGUGUACAGCACUGAGGGGGAAAGUCAGCACCUUCUCUGAAAUGGAAGCCAACUUUAAGAACCUCUCUCGGGCUUUGAUUAACAUCGCCGCCAAGCUCAUCCACACCAAGGACGUCCGCGACCUCUUCAUUGACCUGGUGGAAAAGUUUAUCGAACCGUGCAAGUCUGAUCGCUGGAGUAGCAACGACGUCUGGGUCUUCCUCACGCAGUACACCAACGCUGCCCGCGCCCUCGACGCCUUCAGACACCAGUGUCUCUGGGAGCGAUACAUGGGCACCAUCAAAAGCUGCAUCAUGACGAUGUACCACGACUGAGGGUCCCUCGGGUCUCCUGACCCCCCCUCCCCACCCCCACCCAGCGGGGGAGGGAAUGGCGGUGAGCUUUCGCCCUGACGUAGGGAAGGAGUGCCCCCUUCUGGACAGCGGUCUGUUGUGCUUCCCGCCAGGAAGAUGCUGCUUGGAUCUCGCUCCUGAUGUUUCCUGUUCGGUGGGCGAGGGGGUGGUUUCGGGGCAGGACCUGGCGGAGAGAGCCACAUUGUUUUCUUUGUGAAGCAAGGGACCGUCUCCGAAAAGGGACGUUAUCCCUCGAGGUUUCCGCCCGCCCCUGGGCUCAGCUCCUGGUUGUACAAUAAAGCUCUGGGUUUGUUCUCA